Messenger RNA from Gongylonema pulchrum, 207 nucleotides. NCBI's taxonomy places the organism in Eukaryota, Metazoa, Nematoda, Chromadorea, Rhabditida, Gongylonematidae. The record is from the annotation of a GenBank genome assembly.
AUGGGGGCGCACCGUAAUCAGGUUCCAAACAUCAGAGGUCGUUUACCACGCGAUCGACGUACGCACGGCGUACUGUGCUAUCAGUCUGGUACAAAUAUAUUUGCAUCUCAGCAAGGCAUGAAUGCUCCGCCUGGUAUUGGUGCUGUACGUCAAGCAACCAUGGAAAUUGAGGGACUUGGUCUCACGUCAGUUCACAAAAUUUUCUGA